AUGGAUCCUGCUGUCAGUGCUGGUCUGCCAGCUGCAGCAGCACUGUCGGUUUCGGUUCCCGCGGAGGCGGCGGCGGGAGCAGCAGCACGGUCGGCGGCGUGGACACAGGUGACGCGCGUGACCGUGACGUGGGCGGGGACAUCAGGCGCAGGUGGCGCGCGUCGUGUGACGUGGGCGGCGGCCCUAUUACUCCUGGGAUGCGCCGCCGCGGGGCUCGCCCUGGCCGCGGCCGACUCCCGCCUGCUGGAGCUGGGGCCCUGCGCCCAUGCUGAUCAAGUGGCGGCCCUGCGCACGGCGUCGCAGCGUCUGCUUCUGGCCGCCUCCGCGCAGGUGCUCGCGGCCACCAUGGGCGUCCUCGUGCCGGCGCGGCCGGUCGCCGUCUUCGCCUACAUCGUGGAAUGGCUCACCGCCGGACCCGCCACCGACGUCCUCUGGAUGCUCGUCGCCUGCCACGACAGCACUGCCCACGAUGAGCUCUCCUUCCACUACCGCCUCUUCCGCUUCCUGCUGUGUGCGGCGCUUGCCGUGGGGACCUUCGUCUCGGUCUGGUAA
This is a messenger RNA of Miscanthus lutarioriparius, 552 nucleotides long. NCBI's taxonomy places the organism in Eukaryota, Viridiplantae, Streptophyta, Magnoliopsida, Poales, Poaceae. The record is from the annotation of a GenBank genome assembly.